AUGUCGGCAGAACGAGAACGGCGCAAAUUGAGUCAUCGACUUCAGCCGAUCUUCGAUGGCAUUUAUUUGUUGAAGGACGAUGAGGGGAUUCAGAUUCUGGAAACGUUUCAAAGACUUCCUUUGAGAACCGGAACUGACUACUACAAGAUUAUCUUGAAUCCAGUGUCUCUUCAUGGUGUUGGAAGAUCGAUAAAAAACAGUACCUACAAGUCAGCACAGGAGUUUGUGAGCCAGCUCGCGCAAAUAUCGUGGAAUGCUAGGUUGUACAACAUGAAAGGAUCGAAAAUCUAUCAACACGCAAUGAUAUUGAAUGAGUAUAUUUUGGACAAGGUAAUUCCCAAAUUAAAUGCCGAGAAACUGGUGGAGGUUUUCUACCCGGAUUUGGGUCCGCUUCCGGAGGACGAUGAUUAUCCAAUGGAAGGAGUUGGAAAGUUGUCUACUCCAAUGAAAAGUGACGACGAAGAAGAAGACGAAGACGAUGACUACGACGACUAUUCAGCCAUCAAUACCCCACCACAACGCCUGAACCGUAACCAUAUGGUCAGCAGAACAAGCAGUUACGGCGGAGUUGGCAACAAGAAACUCGAAUCUGGAAUAAGACGAGGCAGACCUCCAAUCAUCGACCGUCCAUACGAGACCAGAAUCAAACUUAUUUUGAAACACUUUAAAAAAUUGCGUCACCCGAACGAUCCAAACCAUCCGUUGACGACACACCUCGAAAAAUUGCCUGAUCCUCGUAUGGAACCAAACUACUACCUGAUGAUCAAGAACCCCAUUUGCUUGAAUGAUAUCCGAGCCAAGGUCAGAACAAGAAAGUAUCACAAUGUAGAUGAGUUUCUUGCCGACUUGUCGCUCAUGUUCCAAAAUGUCAAGUUCUACUAUACGAGUAACCAGCUUUCCCCCGUGUAUCAGGACUGUCUACUUUUGGAAGCUGAAGCUAAUAACAUCAUCAAUGCCGAGCUCAUGAGACCAGAAAAGGACCUCUUGGUGUCUAAUACUCCGGGCGGUGACGGAAUCAUUCGUGUGCCUUUGGACUCCAUCGAUAUCAAUGGCCAAACCUACAAAAUCGGCGAUUGGGUUCUCAUGAAUAACCCCACAGAACCGUUAAAACCAACAGUGGGCCAGAUUUUCCGGCUCUGGUCAACAGAGGAUGGAACCAAGUAUACCAAUGUGUGCUGGUACUACCGGCCGGAGCAAACCUGCCAUAGGCACGAUCGCCUUUUUUUUGAAAACGAAGUUUGCAAAACCGGUCAGUACCGCGACCACUUGGCGUCGGAGAUUUUGGGGCCAUGCUACGUUAUUUUCUUGACUCGUCACCAAAAGGGCGACUUGCCUGCGUCGGUGGUGCCCGAAGGUAUGCCGUGGUUUAUCUGCGAGUUCAGAUACAACGAAAACUCCCAUGUUUUUAACAGAAUCAGAACCUGGAAAGCAUGCUUGCCAGACGAAAUUAGAGACCAACCGGAAAUACCGUUGAUUCCUCUCAACGAGCCUCGAAAGCUUAUCAAGUUUGAAUCACCCAUCAAGAAUACGUUGCCGUCCGAUGCAACUCCAAACAUGGCCAUUCCUGAGCCUACGCCUGGUCCCGAUGCGAAUGCACCACCUAUUAUGGGUCUGGUUUUCUUGCGUGAACCAGUCGAAGACGACGAGCUUGGACAAUAUUCUACUAGUCCUAAUGUUGCCGAGGCACCAGAAUACGAUGUCGAUGGUAGAAAAGCGUAUCUUUUUACCCCAGUUCUGCAGAUGAAAAUGACCGGCGGCGCAUACCCAACUCAGUCCAAUAGUGGUAUCAGCACCCCGGUACCUGUGAGCCACGACUACAACGACAUGGAUCGGUCGUACAGUUCCAGUGUUUCACGGUACAAUCAGAACAUUCAGCAGCAAAGUCACAUGCUCCAAACACAGCAACGGACGGUUCACCGUAUUGGAACCGGAGAUGUUAGACGGCCAGCGGUAGCUACCACUAGUGCUUUUCCAGGUCCGCUGCAAUCGACUCUUUCGGUUCAUAAUGCCAGUCCGGCUUACUCAAACUUGCUCUCUGGAGGAGUGCUAAGUUACGCUAUGAACGACGAGGACAAUUCGCUUGCAAGCGUAGCGGGAUCUGUCAACACCAAGAAGAGAAAAGUGGCUCCUGGUGAGUUUGGCGACGCCGAAGCCGAGGAAACUCGAGACAUUGUGUGGUAUAGAUCUCCGCCAUUGAUGGUUGGUCAGCGAAUUAUCACGGCCAAUGGUGUAAACCUUGGGCAUUCAGCGCAAUAUUUGGCAUGGAAGGCACAGAAGACGAACGUAGAAACCAAAAUAUAG
This is a messenger RNA of Meyerozyma guilliermondii ATCC 6260, 2301 nucleotides long. RefSeq lists its product as uncharacterized. The record is from RefSeq and is a predicted model, not a curated record. Bases 1 to 2301 code for a protein of 766 amino acids. Gene Ontology annotation, biological process: chromatin remodeling. NCBI's taxonomy places the organism in Eukaryota, Fungi, Ascomycota, Pichiomycetes, Serinales, Debaryomycetaceae. The transcript has a single exon. Gene Ontology annotation, molecular function: chromatin binding; protein binding. Gene Ontology annotation, cellular component: RSC-type complex.